Molecule: messenger RNA, 822 nt
Organism: Rhodofomes roseus
Lineage: Eukaryota; Fungi; Basidiomycota; Agaricomycetes; Polyporales; Fomitopsidaceae
Product: N-terminal domain of NEFA-interacting nuclear protein NIP30-domain-containing protein
Exons: 6
Coding region: 41-733 (230 amino acids)
Cellular component (GO): nucleus
Source: RefSeq, a predicted model, not a curated record
CCCGGCCGAACAACCGCCCAUCACUCUCCCCCGUUCCAUUAUGGACGACCUCGACGCUAUUCCCUCAAUUUCCUCUGGCGCAGUCGGCUCCCGCUUUGUCACUCAGAAUGACAUCGACACCGCAAAGGCGCGCCGCGACGAGCAGUGGAAGGCCGCAUAUGCAAGGCUCGGGCAGGAGCCUCCACCGCCCCCAGCAGAAGAUGCAUUCGACGGGCGUAGUCUGGCUGAGAAACUGGCUGCCAAUAGAGCAGCCAAACAAGAAGAGUGGGAGGAGCGCAAUAAACUAGGUAACCAGUUCCGCGCAUUGGAAGAAGAUGAGGUACUCUUCCUCGAUUCUGUGCUUGAGAAGCAACGCGAGGAGGAGCGCCUCCGUGAAGAGAUGGACGGGAAGGAGCUGAAGAGCUUCAGAGAAGCUGUUGCUGCGCGAGAGACUGCCGCAAGCAAGCCCGCGGUAGGGGUCGCGUCAACUUCAUCUCCCCCACAGCCUGCACCAGUCAAGAGUAAGGCACCGGCGCCGGCAGCCAAGAAAGACCUCAAGAAGUCUCUCAAAGGUGUACUCGUCAAGAAGAAAUCAAAGCCAGCUGCAUCUUCGCCGCUCGAGACAGAUGGUGGUCUGAAGACGAACUCGGACGCUCAGUCACAAACCAAACGUAAAGAAAGCGAAACAUCGCCUCCCAAGGACGACGCUGAGCGCGACCCUAAACGCAGGAGGGUAUCCGAAUCGAAAGGCUAAUCCGCUCUUUCCUUCUGUCAUUCGUGGGCCCCACCUGUAUAGUAGGCAUGUUGACGCGUUAAUUGACCAUGCAAGCAUUGUGCGUCAGA